AUGGAAUACCUCAACCCAGCUGAGAAGAAGGAAUUUUUGGAGCUCUGGAAGAUUCCAAAGAAUCGUUCAGAUUCAGUCAUGUCAAGGAAGAUGAUUGAGCGUGCCGAAGCCGGCGAGGAUGGUAUUAAAAAAAAACAUGCUAGGUCACGGUUCGAUGUAGAUCAUAUGCAUGAUGUUAUUAAGGCUUAUAAGAAAACGCCUGAAGCAAAGGAAUUGCGUGAGAGGGAGAUGAAGGAGAGGAGACAAAACAGAGAUGAUAGGAGGACGGCGAAGAAGGCAAAGAAAAAGGCGGAGAGGGACAGAAAGAAGGCGGAAAAACCGAAAGGCUUGGAAGAGGGUGAUAAGAAGCCAGAGAAGGACGAUAAGAAAGUGGAAGACGAUAAGAAAGCGGAUGGGAAUGACAAGAAGGCGGAGGACGAGAAGUAA
This is a messenger RNA of Sclerotinia borealis F-4128, 426 nucleotides long. The record is from the annotation of a GenBank genome assembly. Lineage: Eukaryota; Fungi; Ascomycota; Leotiomycetes; Helotiales; Sclerotiniaceae.